GCUGUGCGAGGCGAGUGGGGCCCUCCUGGCAGCUGCCCCUGCCCCACGUCCGUGCCCAUGCUCUGGACCCCCUGGGCACCCAUGUGCUGGCCCGGGGACCCCUUCGCACCAUGAAUGACCAGUACCACCGAGCCGCCCGGGACGGCUACCUGGACCUGCUGAAGGAAGCCACCAAGAAGGACCUGAACGCGCCAGAUGAGGAUGGCAUGACCCCGACCCUAUGGGCCGCCUACCACGGCAACCUGGACGCCCUGCGCCUCAUUGUCAGCAGAGGGGGUGAUCCAGACAAAUGUGACAUCUGGGGGAACACCCCCCUCCACCUGGCAGCAGCCAAUGGCCACCUGAACUGCCUCUCCUUCCUCAUCUCCUUUGGGGCCAACAUCUGGUGCCUGGACAAUGACUACCACACCCCACUGGACAUGGCAGCCAUGAAGGGGCACAUGGAGUGUGUGCGGUACCUGGACUCAAUUGCUGCCAAGCAGAGCAACCUCAACCCCAAGCUGGUGAGCAAACUGAAGGACAAGGCCUUUCGGGAUGCGGAGCGGAGGAUUAAGGACUGCGUGAAGCUGCAGAAGAAGCACCACGAAAGGAUGGAGAAACGGUACAGAAAGGAGAUGUCAGAUAAUUCAGAUACCAUGAGCUUUUCCAGCUAUUCAAGCAGCACCUUAAGCAAGAAGUUCCAGCACAUGUCUAUGGUGACUUCCUUGCCAUACUCACAAGCCACCAUCCAUGGCACAGCCAAGGGAAAGACGAAAAUACAAAAGAAAUUAGAGAAGAAGAAGCAGGUGGACGGGACAUUCAAGAUCUACGAGGAUGGCAGGAAAAGCGUGCAGUCUCUGUCUGGUCUGCAGCUGGGCAAUGAUGUCAUGUUUGUGAAGCAGGGCACAUACGCCAGCCCAAAGGAGUGGACUCGCCGCAAUAUUCGAGACAUGUUCCUCACAGAUGAAGACACUGUCUCCCGUGCCAUAAGUGACCCAGGUUUGCACAUGGACUCGGCCCACUCAGAGGUCAGCACUGACUCUGGACACGACUCCUUGUUCAACCGCCCCGGGCUGGGCACCAUGGUGUUCCGGCGCAACUAUGUGAGCAGUGGGCUCUUUGGGAUCGGCCGGGAGGACGGGGGCACACUGGGGGAGGACAGCGCCGAUGGGAUGGGCAUCAGACUGCGGAGCCGCCUGCAGCGCUCGCCAAGUCUCAAUGACAGCAUUGGCAGUGCCAACAGCCUGCAGGAGAGGAACGCAGAGGAGCUGCCCUGGGAUGAGGUGGAGCUGGGCUUAGAUGAUGACGAUGAACCCGACACAAGCCCCUUGGAAACUUUUCUGGCUUCCCUGCACAUGUUUGAAUUCAUCUCCAUCCUGAAGAAGGAAAAGAUUGACUUGGAGGCUCUCAUGCUGUGUUCAGACAAUGACCUGAAGAGCAUCAAUAUCCCUUUGGGCCCCAGGAAAAAGAUUGUGGAUGCCAUCCAGAGGAGACGACAAACGCUGGAGAAGCCAGAUGUUAUUGUAGACACUGAACUGUAAGUGGGAGAUGGGGUGUC
This is a messenger RNA of Vidua macroura (Pin-tailed whydah), 1537 nucleotides long. It is a transcript of the gene USH1G, whose product is annotated as USH1 protein network component sans. The record is from RefSeq and is a predicted model, not a curated record. NCBI's taxonomy places the organism in Eukaryota, Metazoa, Chordata, Aves, Passeriformes, Viduidae. The transcript is spliced from 2 exons. Gene Ontology annotation, biological process: sensory perception of light stimulus; equilibrioception; sensory perception of sound. Bases 111 to 1520 code for a protein of 469 amino acids. Gene Ontology annotation, molecular function: protein binding.